Messenger RNA from Arabidopsis arenosa, 5639 nucleotides. The record is from the annotation of a GenBank genome assembly. Lineage: Eukaryota; Viridiplantae; Streptophyta; Magnoliopsida; Brassicales; Brassicaceae.
AACGCUAUAAUUCACGGCGGCACAAAAUUCUAGUCGCUGAUUGCUCUCCAUUCACCGGAAGUUUAGAGUCAGUCACUGUUGCGUAUAUUAGUGACAAUCAUGGUUCGAUUGUUGCAGCCUAAACACAUGGUACAAGCUGUGAAUGCUUUGCAUUGGCGAAACUCUGUGGAAUUUCAUAAGCUGCUUAAAGAUAAUGGAGAUUUCUCUAUUUGCUUUAACUCUGAUCAAGGGUUACCACAAAAGAUUAGUGUUGAGAAAAUGGUGAAAAUGUUACCUCGGCAUCUCAUUGCGGUGGUUAUGACUCCUAAUAAAGAUGGAAAGUCUCGAUAUAUAUUGUGUGGGAUCAGACUGUUGCAGACGUUGUGCGACUUAACACCUCGUAACGCGAAACUCGAGCAGGUCUUGCUUGACGAUGUGAAAUUAUCAGCACAGAUGAUUGAUCUGGUGAUUAUUGUGAUAAUAGCUCUUGGCCGUAACAGAAAGGAAAGCUGCAAUUCGAAUAAAGAAUCGUUACUAGAGGCUACAUUGGUGGCUUCUUGUCUCCACCUGUUUCAUGGGUUUAUCUCUCCUAACUCCCAAGAUCUUGUUCUCGUCUUGCUUGCCCACCCAAGGGUUGAUGUGUUUAUAGACAGUGCUUUUGGAGCUGUUCUCAAUGUUGUGAUAUCUUUGAAAGCGAAGUUGCUGUAUCGACAAACUGACUCCCCAAAAAGGUUAGGUGCAAGUUCUGUAGAGGAGGUCAACUUCCACUGCCAACAAGCUGAAGCUGCUUUGCAGUUCCUUCAUUCUCUCUGCCAACACAAACCGUUUAGAGAACGUGUCGCUAAAAACAAGGAGCUAUGUGGAAAAGGUGGCGUUCUUAGGCUAGCUCAAUCCAUACUAUCACUAGCUAUUACACCUGAAUUUGUUGGAGCAACCAUAACUAUAGCUUCCACAUCUAGAAUGAAAGCAAAAGUCCUUUCACUUUUGCAGCAUUUGUUUGAGGCAGAAAGUGUCUCAUUCCUUGACGAGGUUGCAAAUGCAGGAAACUUGCAAUUAGCCAAAACUAUUGCCUCAGAGGUUCUUAAAUUACUGAGGCUUGGCCUUUCUAAAGCUUCCAUGGCUACUGCUUCUCCUGACUACCCGAUGGGUUUUGUGCUACUUAACGCUAUGCGCUUGGCUGACGUGCUCACGGAUGAUUCAAAUUUUCGAUCUUUUUUCACUGAACAUUUUAGCAUGGUUCUCAGUGCGGUAUUUUGUCUCUCUCAUGGAGAUUUCUUGUCAAUGUUGUGCUCUUCUGAUCUUUCUUCAAGGGAGGAUGAUGCGAAUGUUGAUUACGAUCUGUUUAAGUCAGCCGGAUGGGUUUUAAGUAUAUUUUCAUCUUCUGGGCAAUCAGUCACACCUCAAUUCAAGCUCAGUUUACAAAAUAACCUUACCAUGUCUUCAUAUGCACACCAACGAACAUCCUUAUUUAUUAAAAUGAUCGCGAAUCUUCACUGUUUCGUUCCCAACGUCUGCGAAGAACAGGAUAGGAACCGUUUCAUUCAGAAUGUUAUGAGUGGAUUGCGAAAAGAUCCUUCAAGCAUAUUGAUUAAGAUGUUACCAGGCUCUUCAUAUACUCCAGUGGCACAGAGAGGCACUGGUGUUUGCAGGAACCUAGGUUCUCUGUUGCGCCAUGCAGAAUCCUUAAUCCCUAGUUCCCUCAAUGAGGAAGAUUUCCUGCUUUUGAGGGUGUUUUGUGACCAGUUGCAACCGCUAAUCCAUUCCGAAUUUGAGGAAAGUCAAGUACAGGUGAAGGAUAUUGAAGGUACGGGAGGGAAUUUAUCUGGUAAGCAGCAGAGAAAAGAGCUUCUGAAUCUGAACAAUGAGGAAGCUUCAGAGAAUUGUGAUGUCCGAGUUGAAGGUAUGAUAACAAAGCAAGGCGUGAAUGAGGAGGUGGACACAGUUGACCGAUUAAAAGAAAGCGAUGCAGAUGCGAGCAAUCUUGAAACCAGUGGUUCAGAUACAAGCUCUAACAGAGGGAAGGGUCUGGUUGAAGAUGGAGAGUUGGUUCAGAAUAUGAGCAAGCGGUUUAAAGGCAGUGCGUCAGGAGAGGUGAAGGAGGAUGAGAAAUCUGAAACCUUCCUUGUCUUUGAGAAGCAGAGGACGAAACGGAAGCGUAGUAUUAUGAAUGAUGAUCAAACGGGGAUGAUCGAGAAGGCGCUUGCUGAUGAACCUGAUAUGCAGCGGAAUUCAGCUUCGAUACAGUUAUGGGCUGAUAAAUUAAGUCAAAAGGGUUCGGAGGUUAUUACAUCUUCGCAGCUGAAAAACUGGCUGAAUAACCGAAAAGCGAAACUAGCUCGAGCAAACAAGCAAACGGGGACAGUUCGGGAUAAUAACAGCUCAGGGGAAUUACCGGAGAGCCCUGGAGAUGAAAACACUUGGCAGCAGAAACCAUCAACACCAUUUAAAGAUCAGACUGCAUCUAAAACCCCGAAAACAGGAGAGAAUCUGUUGAGAUCAUCGUCAUCAUCAGAAGAAGUGAUAAAGCAAGGGCAACAAGUGAGGCUUAUGGACGAGAGAGGAGACGAGAUAGGGAAAGGAAUGGUGUUGAGAACAGACGGUGAAUGGUACGGUUUAAGCCUGGAGACGAGACAGAUUUGUGUAGUUGAUGUAAUGGAGCUUAGUGAGUCAUAUGAUUGGAGCAAAAAGAUGAUCCCUUAUGGAUCUGAUGAUGUUGGUAGGACUUUCACAGAGGCGAAUUCGAGGUUUGGAGUUAUGAGAGUGGCUUGGGAUGUGAAUAAGCUUCAGUUUCGUUUUCUCAAUUCUCUGGUUCUUUUUUUGGCUGUUGCGGGAUCGAUUUAUACGCGUAAAGUGAUUUCCAUGGGCUCGAAACCUUGGCUACAUCCAGCUCCUCAAUAUAAAACCCUAGAAACCUUUUGGGAUGAUGAAGACGAUGCUCCUGGUCCUAGAUGCGCUCAUACACUUACGGCCGUUGCAGCUACCAAGACUCACGGUCCUCGACUUAUACUCUUCGGCGGCGCCACCGCUAUUGAGGGCGGAAGUUCUUCAGUUCCUGGGAUCAGGUUAGCUGGUGUUACCAAUUCGGUGCAUUCUUAUGAUGUUCUCACUAGGAAGUGGACAAGGCUUAAACCGGCUGGUGAGCCUCCAUCUCCUAGAGCUGCUCACGCCGCAGCUGCAGUUGGCACCAUGGUCGUUUUUCAGGGUGGCAUUGGCCCGGCGGGGCAUUCUACUGAUGAUCUUUACGUUCUUGACAUGACUAAUGAUAAGUUCAAGUGGCACAGGGUGGUGGUUCAAGGGGAUGGUCCAGGCCCUCGCUAUGGCCAUGUUAUGGAUCUAGUUUCUCAGAGGUAUCUUGUUACAGUCACUGGAAAUGAUGGGAAACGAGCUCUUUCUGACGCUUGGGCCCUGGAUACAGCUCAGAAACCAUAUGUAUGGCAGAGAUUGAACCCAGAUGGUGACCGGCCAAGUGCUAGAAUGUAUGCUUCUGGCAGUGCUCGUUCUGAUGGCAUGUUUUUGCUCUGCGGGGGAAGAGACACCUUGGGAGCGCCGUUGGGAGAUGCUUAUGGGCUGCUAAUGCAUAGAAAUGGUCAGUGGGAGUGGACUCUGGCUCCAGGUGUAGCUCCUUCUCCAAGAUAUCAACAUGCAGCGGUUUUUGUAGGUGCAAGAUUACAUGUCAGUGGUGGUGUGCUGAGAGGAGGCCGUGUAAUAGACGCUGAAGCAUCUGUUGCAGUGCUUGAUACUGCUGCCGGUGUAUGGUUGGAUAGAAAUGGGCAAGUUACUUCUGCACGCGGAAUUAAGGGACAAAUCGAUCAAGAUCCGUCUUUUGAACUUAUGCGACGCUGUCGCCAUGGCGCCGCAUCAGUUGGCAUCCGGAUCUAUGUGCAUGGUGGUCUAAGAGGAGAUGUGUUACUUGACGAUUUUCUAGUUGCUGAAAAUUCAACAUUCCAGUCAGACAUCAGUUCUCCUUUGCUAGCAUCAGAUAGAACCCAACAAAGUUCUACUCCCAGGUUUUCUUAUGCCGCACGACCUCCGUCAGGCUCUGAACCAACCUUUGCCAUGUCUGAGGGACUGAGCUUGGAUGAAAAUUCAUUGGAGAAAUUGACGGAGGCUUCUGCAGCUGAAGCAGAGGUAGCUAGUUCUGUUUGGCGAGCUGCACAACUAGGAUCUGGUUCUCUGGAUGAAGAACCCUCUACCUCUGAUGCCAGCUCGCCAACUGUAGAAACUACUACUGAUGAUACCUCAAAUGAAGGAGAUGUCAGGCUUCAUCCGAGAGCUGUUGUGGUAGCAAAAGAGACGGUUGGCAGUCUGGGCGGCAUGGUAAGACAGCUAAGCUUGGAUCAGUUUCAGAAUGAGAGCCGGCGGAUGGUUCCCAUGAAUAAUAGCGAUGUGCCACAACCUACCAAGAAGUUCACGAGACAGAAGUCUCCGCAAGGCCUGCAUAAAAAGGUCAUUGCUGCUUUGUUGAGACCUCGAAACUGGAAACCUCCUGGCAAUAGGAAGUUUUUCUUGGAUUCUUACGAAGUUGGGGAACUCUGUUAUGCUGCCGAACAAAUAUUUAUGCAUGAACAAACGGUUCUUCAGCUAAAAGCUCCUAUCAAAGUCUUUGGCGAUCUCCAUGGGCAAUUUGGCGAUUUAAUGCGUUUAUUUGAUGAAUAUGGAUUUCCCUCAACAGCUGGAGACAUCACGUAUAUUGACUAUUUAUUUUUGGGAGAUUACGUUGACCGAGGACAACACAGCCUGGAGACUAUAACUUUGCUGCUUGCAUUGAAGAUUGAAUAUCCGGAGAAUGUUCACUUGAUUCGUGGAAAUCACGAGGCUGCUGACAUUAAUGCACUAUUUGGUUUUCGUCUUGAAUGCAUAGAAAGAAUGGGAGAGAAUGAUGGCAUCUGGGCAUGGACAAGAUUUAAUCAACUUUUUAAUUAUCUUCCUCUCGCUGCACUAAUCGAGAAUAAAAUUAUAUGUAUGCAUGGUGGAAUUGGGAGGUCAAUCAGUACAGUGGAACAGAUUGAGAAAAUCGAAAGGCCCAUAACAAUGGAUGCUGGAUCCCUUGUUCUUAUGGAUUUAUUAUGGUCUGAUCCUACAGAGAACGAUAGUAUCGAGGGUUUAAGACCAAACGCCAGAGGACCUGGUCUUGUCACGUUUGGGCCUGAUAGAGUCACAGAAUUCUGUAAGAGGAAUAAACUACAGUUAAUUAUCAGGGCCCAUGAAUGUGUAAUGGAUGGAUUCGAAAGAUUUGCACAGGGACAGUUGAUUACGCUUUUCUCCGCCACAAAUUACUGCGGAACUGCGAACAAUGCGGGAGCUAUAUUGGUGGUUGGCAGAGGAUUGGUGAUUGUUCCUAAGUUGAUUCAUCCUCUUCCACCUCCCAUCUUAUCUCCAGAGAAUUCUCCAGAACAUUCUGGAGACGACGCUUGGAUGCAGGAGCUGAAUAUCCAGAGACCGCCGACUCCAACACGAGGCAGGCCACAACCAGAUUUUGACAGAAGCUCGCUUGCAUACAUCUGAACCUGAUUGCAUUCCCGGUUUCUGCUUCCAGUUCAUGAAGUCAACAAUUAUUGGAUUUUGGUAAAACUCUAUACAAGUAUAGUAAGAUUUAUGUUUAAAAAUUUGCAGUGUUCGUAUACUCUGCCGCACAUGUGUAAUAUAACCCACUAUACCAC